Molecule: messenger RNA, 1107 nt
Organism: Solanum verrucosum
Lineage: Eukaryota; Viridiplantae; Streptophyta; Magnoliopsida; Solanales; Solanaceae
Product: F-box protein At2g26160-like
Exons: 1
Coding region: 1-1107 (368 amino acids)
Molecular function (GO): protein binding
Source: RefSeq, a predicted model, not a curated record
AUGGAAAAAGAUACCGUGAAUUGGUCUGAACUUCCAUACGAUAUACUUGUUACAAUAGCGAAUCGCGUUACAUGUAUAGAUGAUUUCGUUGUAUUUGGUGCCGUUUGUAAAUCAUGGGGAACUGCUGCUACCAAAGAAAUUUUUGAUUUUUCAUCUCCCCAAGCUCCGUUGCUUAUGUUGGCUGCUAAUAAAGAUGAUGAAUAUCGAGAAUUUUACUCUCUUUCCAAGAAAAAAGUUUCACGCAAAGUCUUUCUCCCCGAAGCUAAAGGGCGAGAAUGUUUUUCAACCCAAGGAUGGUUUUGCACUGUGGAAUAUAUAGCUACAGUUAUAAGAGAUAUGAAGUUAUUGCACCCUUUCUCACGUGCCCAAAUACAGCUUCCUUCUCAUACUAGCUUGUUAGAAUAUUCGGAAUCAAUAGAUGUGAUCAUCAUCCGCAAAGUUGUGUUAUCUGCUAAUCCUUCCUUUACAUCCGAUUAUGUUGUAAUGAUCGCGUAUCCUUAUAGGCAUAAAAGUUAUUUGGCUUUUUGGCGACCUGGAGAUCUCCACUGGACCAAAAUUGAUAUUGACAGAUGUGGUUUAUUCAAGGAUAUACACUACUUCAAAGGACAAUUUUAUAUGAUCACUUGUGAUGGAGUUUGGGUUAUUGAUAAUCUUGAACCCCGCUUGCUUCUUUGGGUAACCAUUAAUUAUGAGAGAAAUACGCACUCAAAGCAUCUAUAUCUAGUUGAAGUAUCAGGUGCACUAUUACUUGUUGCGCAAUUUUUUGAAAGUAAUAAACUAGUUAUACCCAAUAUUGAAUAUGACUUUCAAGUAUGGGAACUAGAUCUAAUUGAAGGAGAAGCAAAAGAGAUUAAUGUUUUGGGAGAUAGAGCAAUUUUUUUGUGGUGUAAUGCUUCAACUGUGAUUGAUACUUCUAAGUUUAUAGGGGUGAAGCCUAAUCACAUCUAUUAUACUAGUGAUUGGAUAGAUUUACUUUCCCCCCACAAAAGUGGUGCUUGCAAAUAUACGAGGGCUUACAAUGUCGAAGAUGGAAAAAUUACAUCGGUUCAUUAUGAUUCACCUGUUAGUCCUAUUUACCUGUCAACUUGGGUUACACCAUCGUUCUGA